AUGUCCACCACUGAGGUCAGGAUGAUUCCAACUAUCACCAAAGCUGAACAUGAGCAUGAGAUGCAGGAAGUGAAAGGUGACCAGCUCAGUCUGACCGAGCACGAGGCCAUCUGGGAGGGGAACGGGGAGAAGGUGAAGCCCAUCGAGACCGCCCCCGUCGAAGCUUCUGUUCCCGCGGAAAAGUCUAGCUCUGCCGAUGAUGCUAAGGGCGAGUCCAAGACGAUCACCGUCGACCUUGCUGAUGUUACCCUCACCUCCGUCAAAGAAGACGAGCCUGGGAUGUCCAGCCUCUCCCAGGGUUCGAAGGUCACUUACCAAAAGGUCGAGGAAGGAUGGAUUCUUGUGAGCUUGGUCAAACCCUCGGACACCACCCCGAAGGUCGAGACAGCAGUCAAGUCUUCCAGGACAAGAUCCGCGGACCGAUCCAGGGUUGGCUCGUCAGCCUCGUCGGCUUCAAAGACGGAGGAGGCGAGCGUCAAGCCCAAGCCGAAGAAGGUCCGCACGGUCCAGUUCGCUGAGGGUACCACCUUGCCCAUCGUCGACGUCACGCCCAAGCCCGAGAAAAAGGUCAAGAAUGACGCCGUAGUCCAAGCCAAGGGACCUGUUCAGAUGGUUACCGACACCAUGCAGGUUCUGAAACGGUACGAGAACGAGUUUCUUGGAGCUCAAGCCAAGGUCCGCCAGUGGGAGCAGAAGAGAAUCAUGCUCACGAUCGCGGGGAUCUGUCGGGUGGUCGUCCUAACGCAAGGUGCGGUCAUGUUGGGCAUGUUGGCUGUUAUCUUGGCCAUGGUGUCAAAGGCUUGA
Molecule: messenger RNA, 804 nt
Organism: Filobasidium floriforme
Lineage: Eukaryota; Fungi; Basidiomycota; Tremellomycetes; Filobasidiales; Filobasidiaceae
Exons: 1
Coding region: 1-804 (267 amino acids)
Source: RefSeq, a predicted model, not a curated record